CUACGUAAAAUGGUCACACUUGCUCAAGCUGCAUUAUUUUUACUACGAAAUUAAAUUCGAGAUAAAUGCUAAAAUAUCCGUAAAUAGUUGCCGCUCGCGUCAAGUGUGCAACCGUUAAGCCAAUCCCAUUGAAGUGAGAGAUCCCCAGCAGUUGGCAGAGACCUCAAACCAGCAGCAGCAUGGACCAAAUGCUCAGCCCCAACUUCUCGAUUCCGAGUAUCGGAACUCCGCUGCACCAGAUGGAGGCGGACCAGCAGAUCGUGGCUAAUCCAGUCUACCAUCCGCCGGCAGUGCCGCAGCCAGAUCCGGUGAUGCCUGCGCCUGUGUCUUCAGCAGGGCAGCAGCAGCAGCAACAACAACAGCAGCAACAGGCAGAUGCCGGCGGAGCAGCAAGCGGCAGCGGUGGUAGCGGGCUUUUUGGCCACGAGCCAUCGUUGCCGCUGGCCCACAAGCAGAUGCAGAGCUACCAGCCCUCUGCCUCCUAUCAGCAGCAGCAGCCGGGAGGGGGCGGUAGCACACCGCAGUCUAUGAUGCAGCCACAGACGCCGCAGAGCAUGAUGUCGCACAUGAUGCCCAUGAGUGAGCGCAGCGUGGGCGGCAGCGGCACAGGAGUCGGGUCAGGCGCAGGCGAUGCUCUUAGCAACAUUCACCAGACCAUGGGUCCAUCCACACCGAUGACACCGGCCACGCCGGGAUCCGCGGAUCCCGGAAUUGUGCCACAGCUGCAGAACAUUGUGUCCACAGUGAAUCUCUGCUGCAAACUGGACCUCAAAAAGAUAGCGCUACAUGCGAGGAAUGCCGAGUAUAACCCCAAGCGAUUUGCGGCCGUCAUUAUGCGUAUUCGAGAGCCGCGCACCACUGCCCUAAUUUUCAGCUCCGGAAAGAUGGUGUGCACGGGAGCCAAGAGCGAGGAUGACUCCAGGCUGGCGGCGCGAAAGUACGCCCGCAUUAUACAGAAGCUGGGAUUCAAUGCCAAGUUCCUUGAUUUUAAAAUACAAAACAUGGUCGGCUCCUGCGACGUCAAGUUCCCCAUUCGCCUGGAGGGCCUAGUCCUCACGCAUUGCAACUUCAGUAGCUACGAGCCGGAGCUCUUCCCUGGCCUCAUCUACCGUAUGGUGCGUCCUCGCAUAGUGCUGCUUAUCUUCGUGUCCGGCAAGGUGGUGCUCACCGGCGCCAAGGUUCGCCAGGAGAUCUACGAUGCCUUCGACAAGAUAUUCCCCAUAUUGAAGAAGUUCAAGAAGCAGUCAUAGAAAUAGAAUUUAGCACUUUAUUAGUUUUUGUAAUGCCUACGUUUAGGGUUUCUUUAGUUCCGUAAGCGACGAGUGUCUGAUAGCGGGAGCAGAAUAAAACAAAGUAGUUAGCUGUAA
Molecule: messenger RNA, 1367 nt
Organism: Drosophila serrata
Lineage: Eukaryota; Metazoa; Arthropoda; Insecta; Diptera; Drosophilidae
Gene: Tbp
Product: TATA binding protein
Biological process (GO): DNA-templated transcription initiation
Molecular function (GO): DNA binding
Source: RefSeq, a predicted model, not a curated record